AUGAAGGACAUUAUGAAACGAGCUGGUAUGGUUGACUACAAGCUCGUGGGCACGCCGAUUUCUUCCGCCAAGCUCACGGACGAGGCUCCCGUUCCCUAUGCCGAUCCUAUGCAGUAUCGCAGUCUUGCUGGUGCCCUUCAGUAUCUUACGCACAUGCAUGCACCAACUACUGCAGAUUGGGCUGCUCUCAAGAGGGUUUUUAGGUAUGUCAAUGGAACUUUGCAUAUUGGUCUUUGCAUAUCUCGUUCUAAUUCUCUUGAUAUUCAUGCUUACUUGGAUUCGGAUUGGGCUGGUAAUCCGGAUGAUCGGAAGUCGAUCCGACCAGUGAUUUUGCUGUGUGUUUGGGUGGCAAUCUGGUUUCUUGGGUAUGCCGGAAGCAGCGGACUGUAG
Molecule: messenger RNA, 390 nt
Organism: Ipomoea nil (Japanese morning glory)
Lineage: Eukaryota; Viridiplantae; Streptophyta; Magnoliopsida; Solanales; Convolvulaceae
Exons: 2
Coding region: 1-390 (129 amino acids)
Source: RefSeq, a predicted model, not a curated record